AUGAGAAGUUCAACAGGUAAUGCUAUUUGUUUAAGAGCAUGUAAACCAUUAGGUAUUAAUUCUUGUCCAUGUAAUCCAACUAAGAUUUCCAAAAGUAUAUGUGAAAAUUCUGUAAAAAGCUCUCAUAAAAAUGGUGCUAGAUUUGAUAAUUUUCCUGCUAAUUUUUCAGUUAUAUUCAUUGGUGAAGGUUCCUUUGAAUUGAAACUUGUUUUUGGAUAA
Molecule: messenger RNA, 219 nt
Organism: Adineta steineri
Lineage: Eukaryota; Metazoa; Rotifera; Eurotatoria; Adinetida; Adinetidae
Source: the annotation of a GenBank genome assembly